Molecule: messenger RNA, 2262 nt
Organism: Aspergillus wentii DTO 134E9
Lineage: Eukaryota; Fungi; Ascomycota; Eurotiomycetes; Eurotiales; Aspergillaceae
Exons: 3
Coding region: 1-2262 (753 amino acids)
Molecular function (GO): flavin adenine dinucleotide binding; long-chain-alcohol oxidase activity
Source: RefSeq, a predicted model, not a curated record
AUGGCUGAUCAGGCUGUGGAUACUUACACUCCUUUGGACGUGCCUGUCCCGCCUGUUCCUGCAGCCGACUUCUACACCGAACAGCAAUGGAAAACUCUUUUGGUGCUAGCCGAUACCGUAAUCCCUUCGAUUCGCACUCCAGAACCCGAUCAGUCUUCGUUGGUGAAGGUCGUCCCAUCUGCUGAAUGGGAUGCUGCUGUUGCAGUAUUGGCUUCGCGAAUCAAAGGCCCCGACGCAGCUCGUCUUGCAAAACAAUACUUGGAGGAAGCGCCGUCAUCAAACCCUCAUUUUAAGCCCGCUCUUCAGCGGCUGUUCGGUCAAUUCGUGCACGAAGAAGGAAGAAAUGGUCUUGGUCUCAUUUUGAAUGCUCUCAACUCGAGAGCAGGCUCUUUAAUCCUGACAGGCUCAACGACUCUGCUCCAGGACCAGCCAUUCGAGGUUCGGGAGAAAGUUAUUCGCGGGUGGGAAACUUCCCGUUUGGGUCCUCUUCGUGCCAUUUACAGGGCUGUUACUUCCAUCUCAAAGAAGACAUGGGUUACUUUGAGUCCAACUAUCUGCGAAAUAAUCGGCUUCCCCCGGGUCCCGGUCCAUGGCAAGCCAGCAGAUGGCUUCGAGUACGAGUUUUUGCAGAUUCCCCCGGGUGACGAACCUGAAACGAUCGAAACAGAUGUCGUCGUUGUGGGCAGUGGGUGCGGUGGCGGUGUUGCUGCCAAAAACCUCGCCGAAGCAGGCCAUCGGGUGCUUGUCGUGGAAAAGUCGUAUCACUACCCAUCUAGGACUUUCCCCAUGAAAUUCAAUGAGGGGUUUGUUAACUUAUUCGAGUCUGGUGGUGCAGCUAUGAGUGACGAUGGUUCAAUGGCAGUUCUUGCAGGCUCAACCUGGGGAGGUGGUGGUACUGUAAACUGGUCUGCUGCCCUCCAAACUCAGGGCUACGUCCGACAGGAAUGGUCAGAUGCAGGCUUGCCGUUCUUCACGUCUUUUGAGUUUCAGAAAUCCUUGGAUCGUGUCUGCGAUCGAAUGGGUGUCAACACUGAGCACAUCGAGCACAACCCUUCAAACCAGAUGAUCCUGGACGGAGCUCGAAAAUUGGGCUAUGCAGCCAAGCCGGUUCCACAGAACACCGGGAAUGGCGAGCACUACUGCGGGCAUUGCACGUUGGGCUGCCACUCUGCUGGCAAGAAGGGGCCUGGUGAGUCUUUUUUGGCUGACGCUGCCAACGCGGGCGCGACAUUCAUGGAAGGAUUCAACGCCAAGAGAGUCCUUUUCACGAAGACAAAGGGUGGGCUUGUUGCUUCUGGCGUGGAAGGAACAUGGACUUCCCGAGACUCGCAUCUGGGUACAAAUAGUCAAGACGCGGUGAAGCGGACAGUCAUCAUCAAGGCCAAGAAGGUUGUCGUUUCAUGCGGAACUCUGAACAGCCCCUUGCUACUACUACGCAGUGGAAUCAAAAAUUCUCAGGUUGGCCGCAACCUGCAUCUUCACCCAGUCGUUGUCGCUGGUGCCUUCCUCGAGCAGGAAAUCAAGCCAUGGGAAGGUGGUGCUUUGACGACAGUUGUCAAUGAAUUUGAAGAUAUGGAUGGACGUGGACACGGAACCAAGAUUGAAGCUCUUUCGAUGAUUCCAGCCGCAAUUAUUCCGUUGUUAACCUGGACUGAUGGAUUCGACUACAAGAUGUUGGCCUCUCGGAUGGCCCAUCUAGCUGGCUUCAUCACACUCACCAAAGACCGGGAUACCGGACGUGUGUACCCCGAUCCCGUCGAUGGAAGAUGCAGAAUCGACUACACAGUCUCAGCAUUUGACCGAAAGCAUAUACUGGAAGGUUUGAUUGCAUCUGCGAAGAUUGCGUAUAUUUCUGGUGCUAAGGAGUUCCACUCGUCCUGGCGGGAGAUGCCUCCUUUUAUUCGUCCCGCUGAAGACUCGGACCCGGAUUCCCCAGAAGGUACGAACAACGCAGCACUUCAGGCAUGGAUCUCGGAACUACGACGUCUGCCACUCCUUGACCCAGAGAGAACACUUUUUGCCAGCGCCCACCAGAUGGGUACUUGCCGCAUGGGCAAAUCCCCAAGGUCUAGUGUGGUUGAUCAAGACUGUCAGGUCUGGGGCACUCACGGCCUUUAUGUUGUUGAUGCAUCUGUGUUCCCUAGUGCCAGCGGCGUGAAUCCGAUGGUAACCAACAUGGCCAUUGCAGAUUUCGCCAGCAGGAACAUUGCCAAAUCGAUGGAGAAGCCAGCGACCGAUGGCAAUCUGAUGGCACGCCUUUGA